Messenger RNA from Piliocolobus tephrosceles (Ugandan red Colobus), 309 nucleotides. It is a transcript of the gene COX6B1, whose product is annotated as cytochrome c oxidase subunit 6B1. Gene Ontology annotation, cellular component: mitochondrion; respiratory chain complex IV. The record is from RefSeq and is a predicted model, not a curated record. The transcript has 3 exons. The coding region runs from base 1 to 174 and encodes 57 amino acids. Lineage: Eukaryota; Metazoa; Chordata; Mammalia; Primates; Cercopithecidae.
AUGCUGAUGGACACAGAAUACUUCCACCGCUGUCAGAAGGCAAUGACCGCUAAAGGAGGCAAUGUCUCUGUGUGCGAAUGGUACCAGCGUGUGUACCAGUCCCUCUGCCCCACAUCCUGGGUCACAGACUGGGACGAGCAACGGGCUGAAGGCACGUUUCCCGGGAAGAUCUGAACUGGCUGUACCUCCCUGUCCUCUGUCCUCUGUCCUUCUCCCAGGAUGGUGAAGGGGGACCUAGUACCUAGUGAUCCCCACCCUGGGAUCCUAAAUCACGACUUACCUGCUAAUAAAAACUCAUUGGAAAAGUGA